AUGGAUUUCAAUGCCCCCUUUCUUCGCUUCAGCGUUCUUACCCAUCUCAUAAAAAAACAACUAAUCGAACUCUAUCCCUCUGAACUCCACCGAGUCAAACCAACGAUUACAACUGCAGCGACCCCUGGAAUUUUAGGCUGGAGUCACCCUGGAAAUUUCGCGUCUCCAGCACAAUCCUCGCUCAUCCAGUUUGGUUUUCCAAAUGCAUUUGGCGGAUUUGGGGACCAGAGUUCGAUGCAGGCACGUACCAUGGCCGGCGCAACUUCUUUUGGAACCAGUGAAGGUGUAGACGAUGCCGCUGAAUCCCCAGCCUCAAAGAACUCCAGACAUAAACCGGUUGGAGGACUAUUUGACAGCCAUACUUCCGCUUCCAGAGAAUCCAUUGACGAAAAAAUAGCUGUUGCAGCAGUUGCAGCUAGCUCAAAGAAGCCACAGAACAAGAAAUUCAAAGACCUGAACAUAAAAUAUAUUAGCCACAUUGAGGCGGUCUUCUACUUUGGCAUUAUUUCCCUCGUGGCUGGGUUUCGUUCAGAAUUAAGUUACAAGGCAAGUGGAAGGGGAAAUUGGAAAGCAACGAUCACGUAUCGUGGCGAGAAGGCUUCUACGCACAUCCCGUUUCGAGAUAAGUUUAUUGCUAGAGCGAGACUUGCCGGAUUGCGCCAAGAGGGUUGGAAUUGA
Messenger RNA from Paracoccidioides lutzii Pb01, 678 nucleotides. RefSeq lists its product as hypothetical. The transcript has 2 exons. The record is from RefSeq and is a predicted model, not a curated record. Bases 1 to 678 code for a protein of 225 amino acids.